CAACCGGAAGGUGUUUUUUGUCCACCUGUCUGCAGCAGCUUCAACAACAUCAACAACACUAACACCAGAACCAUCUAACGGGACUAACUCUAGCUGUUCCAGACGACGCAAUGCACCGACUGUUGCUGGUGUUCGUGGCCGCUGCCGGAGCGUCUGUCCUCGGUCUCCCCGGCCGACUGGAGGCCUCCCCGGCGGCCGCGCCCUGCCUCGCCCCGCUGCAGUGGGAGGGCAGCUGGGUGAUGUUCGACAGCAGCACCGGGAGGAACCGCCGAGCAGCGGUCUCCUACGACGGCCUGAAGCAGAGGCUCCGAGUCCUGCAGCAGAACAAGAAACACACACCGUGUCAGAAGUUCUUUGAGUACAUCUACUUGUACCAGAGCAUGGUGAUGUUCCAGAUCGACCAGAAGACGAAGGACUGCUCAAAGGUCGCUCUGACGGACGCCUGGGAUCCCUUCGACAUCCCAGACAACUCCACCUUCGAGGACCAGUACUUCAUCGGAGGCCCCGGGGACAACGUGGAGGCUCUGGAGUGGUCGGACAGGAAGCCGGCGCGCCAACAUGAGACCUGGGUGGGCGUUUACACCCUGAAGGACUGCUACCCAGUGCAGGAGACCUACACCUGGAACAGCAGCGUCACCACCUCCACCCGCUUCUUCAACCUCCAGCUGGGCAUCAGCGACCCCGACGUCUUCACCCCGCCCAGCACCUGUCAAUCAGCUCGGCCUGAGAGGAUGGCCGAGUCCGUCUGCUGAGGCCUCGCCGCGCCCUAACCUUUGACCUUAGGCACUUAAUGGGCAUUCUGAGUCUGAAAUCACUCCCUUGUUCACUCAUCCUCUGCUUCCUGUAUAACAGACACAAAACAGUUCAGUCAUGGUGAGCAGUAAACUGAGAUUUCAGGCACUUAAUCAUCUUUAUUUUGUCACUUACAGGUGUAAUGUAACUUUUGCAUCCAUAAAAUCUGGCAUAUUGCAUUUUGGGAUUGUUUCAUUUGAACUGGAAAGUCAGAAUUUCUGAGUUCCCAGUCGGAAAUUUCAACUGGAGCGCCCCCCGACUUCAGUAGCAUUUCCAACUGGGAAAGUCAGAAGAACCUUGCGUAAUGCAUUGGGAGUGAUUUCGGACGCGGUCUUCGUCUUGUGUUUUUAUAGAAUUGUUUGUUAACUUGCUGCUAAUUUGUUAAAACUGUUACCCGGACCAAUGAGCACUUUAUAGCUGCAACCUAACAAACUAGCUCAUUGGGAUCCAUAAACGGUUAGCUUCACGACUUGAAUCUUUCACAACCUUAAUUAGUUUAUUGCAUUAGUUUAUUAAACUGCUACACUAUUUACAUCACACAAAUACUGUAAGAAGGACUGUAUCUUAAUGCUACUGCCUAUAUAUGUGACGCUGCAUUCACUCAAAUGGGAAUAAACAUCAGGAAGACUUCAUGUCCAAAAGCAACAAGAUGUUCAGACUACUUUGAUGCCAACUCAUCGUGUUUGAUGGAGAGUUUAUGUUCCAGAGUAGUUUUCUGACUAUAGACUCUCACCCAGUGAGUGACACAAGUUUUAUUAAUAUUUUACUGUCAUUUUAAUUUAAUAUGUUUCUUCUCAGCAAUCUUUUUUAUUUGACUGGUUCUGGUCUGACCAGACAGGCUGCACUGAAUUAAAGAUGCCAGUGUUUCAAUCUCCA
Messenger RNA from Sebastes umbrosus (honeycomb rockfish), 1668 nucleotides. RefSeq names its product ependymin related 1 (gene epdr1). Gene Ontology annotation, molecular function: calcium ion binding. Gene Ontology annotation, cellular component: lysosome; extracellular region. NCBI's taxonomy places the organism in Eukaryota, Metazoa, Chordata, Actinopteri, Perciformes, Sebastidae. Gene Ontology annotation, biological process: cell-matrix adhesion. The coding region runs from base 111 to 752 and encodes 213 amino acids. The transcript is spliced from 3 exons. The record is from RefSeq and is a predicted model, not a curated record.